This is a messenger RNA of Medioppia subpectinata, 3059 nucleotides long. The record is from the annotation of a GenBank genome assembly. Lineage: Eukaryota; Metazoa; Arthropoda; Arachnida; Sarcoptiformes; Oppiidae.
AUGAAUGCAAUGAUCAGCAAAACAUUUGGUGAGUACUGCCAUCACUUGAUCCCAACCAUUGUCUUGACCACCGGUUGUCCCAACAGGUCGUCGAUGUUAACACAGGUCCAGACGUCGGCCUCCAAUAAGUUGCCCUCAAAUAAAGCGAUUAUCGUUUUGGGAGACAAUGAUUCGGGAAAGACAUCACUGAUCGCCAAAAUGCAGGGCAAUGAGGACACGAGGAAGGGGUCGGGAGACAAUGAUUCGGGAAAGACAUCACUGAUCGCCAAAAUGCAGGGCAAUGAGGACACGAGGAAGGGGUCGGGUCUGGAAUACCAUCACCUGUUGGUUAGGGAUGAAUAUCGAGACGAACAGACACAGUGUGGCGUUUGGAUCCUCGACGGCAACUGUAGCUGGAAUUCACAUCUCCUGAGGUUUGCUAUCAAUGAGAGCACGAUUCCGGACACGACUGUACUGUUGACCGCUUCGAUGACCAAACCCUGGGAUAUAAUUGACUCAUUGGAGAAGUGGACCAAAGUAUUAGAGGAACACAUCCUUAAACUCGAUCUUAAGCCCGAANGCGUUUGGAUCCUCGACGGCAACUGUAGCUGGAAUUCACAUCUCCUGAGGUUUGCUAUCAAUGAGAGCACGAUUCCGGACACGACUGUACUGUUGACCGCUUCGAUGACCAAACCCUGGGAUAUAAUUGACUCAUUGGAGAAGUGGACCAAAGUAUUAGAGGAACACAUCCUUAAACUCGAUCUUAAGCCCGAAGUCCUUAACAACUAUAAACAGCAAAUGUUGAGGCGAUACGUGGACUACAUAUCUCCUGGCGAUGAAAUGGAGGGUUUAGUCAAUACUCCGGUUAAGUUGCGAAGUAAUAGUGAUUUGGACGCCACACUCAAAGCCAGUAUUACUAGCAAUUCAGUCAAUAGUCCUCUGCCUGAAGGCGUCUUAACGCAUAACUUAGGUCUCGACGUGAUUGUCGUUAUCACCAAAACUGAUUUCAUGUCCUCUUUGGAGAAGGACUUUGAUUAUAAAGAAGAGUCGUUUGAUUUUAUACAACAAGCGAUUCGCAAAUUUUGUCUUAAAUUCGGUGCCUCUUUACUAUACGUUUCGGUUAAAGUAAAUAAAAAUUGUGAUCUUCUCUACAAAUAUCUCGUCCAUAGGAUAUAUGGACUCAAAUUCAAAACGCCUGCUCUUGUCGUCGAAAAAGAUGCCGUCUUUAUACCCACGGGUUGGGAUAAUGAGAAGAAAAUAGCAAUUUUAUACGAAAAUAUUCAAUCCUUUUCUCCUGACGAUGACUACAACGAUGUCAUUGUGGGUCCCGUCGGCACAAAACCUCUUCAAAAAGAAGUGGAGACGUCGGCAGAAGAGGAUCAGGUGUUCCUUCUGAAGAUGCAGAGCCAACUCAAUCAACAAACACCCAUCGGAGCAAUAGACCCACGGCCUCUUCAAAAAGAAGUGGAGACGUCGGCAGAAGAGGAUCAGGUGUUCCUUCUGAAGAUGCAGAGCCAACUCAAUCAACAAACACCCAUCGGAGCUAAUCCUCCGACGCGAACGACACCAACGGUUCAAAAGCCAACAGAAAGGCGGACACCGAUGAACACGCCGUCUCCGGGCGCACAAAUCGAUAGCGCAAAGAACAGUCCGGGAGGUGAAGGAGUUCUGCAGACGUUUUUCAAUAGUUUGUUAAGUCGUAAAUCUGGGGGAUCGCCGGGUAUGGGAUCUCCGCGGACGCCAAACACAAUGGCCGAUAACCUGACGGCUGCCAACGUUCACGCGGAGUUGGACCGUAUGAUAGGCAGCAAUAGGAUGUCCAGCAAUACCUCUACGCCAACACACAAUCUAAACAUCAUUGAAAAGGAUGUCAACCCUUAUGUCGAAGAAUGGGAAGAGAAGGACAUCUUUCCGGCUCAUCAGGUGUUCAAAAAGUUUGGCGAAGCGGGUCUUCUGGGCAUCACUAGACCUCCAGAAUAUAAUGGUUUGGGUUUAGAUUAUUCAUAUAGUAUCGCAUUCUUCGAAGAGUUGGCGAAUAUAAACUGCGGAGGAAUACCGACAGCCAUUACGGUUCAGACAGAUAUGGCGAUCCCAGCGCUGACUCAGUUUGGAAGCGAUUACUUGAAGCGUGAGUUCUUGGCGCCAACCGUUGCGGGCGAUUAUGUGGCCUGUGUUGGAGUGAGUGAACCGAGUGGUGGCAGUGAUGUGGCCGCUCUACUAACCACUGCCAAACCACAAGGCGAUGAUCUUAUCAUAAAUGGUAGUAAAAUGUGGAUCAGUAAUGGAAUACAAGCCGAUUGGAUGUCACUUUUGGCCAAUACUCGCGAAGGAGCGCCCCAUAAGAAUAAGUCCUUAAUAUGUUUGCCGCUUAAGACACCGGGAGUUAGGACUGAAAAGAUUAAGAAAAUGGGUUUAAAGUGUUCGGACACUGCGAUCGUAUACUUCGAUGACGUAAGAGUUCCCGCGAAGAACAUCGUUGGAGAAGAGGGCCAGGGAUUCACUUAUCAAAUGAUACAGUUUCAAGACGAGCGCUUGUGUGCGGCCGCCGCAGCCGUAUCACAAGUGGACCGUAUUAUCAAUGAGACUAUAGAGUACUGUCGACACCGCAAGACAUUUGGUUCCCCUCUCAUCGAUAAUCAAGUGAUUCACUUCACUCUCGCAGAACUCAAAUGUGAGGUCGAAUUACUUCGUUCCUUAGUCUAUAGAGCGGCCGACGCUUUCAUGAAUGGAGAAAACGUCACAUUCUUGGCCUCAAUCGCCAAAUUAAAAGCCGGACGUUUGAGCCGAGAAGUGGCCGACAAAUGCCUUCAAUAUUAUGGAGGAAUGGGUUAUACAAACGAUAUGCUAAUUAGUAGAGCCUUUAGGGACGCGAGGGCUCUAUCGAUUGCUGGCGGAGCCGAUGAGAUAAUGCUUGGAAUUAUCAGUAAAUUCCUCGACAUUUUACCCAAAAGGAAGAAUUAGAUCUGAACUCAAAGAAGAAUUCAUUUGUUACACAAUUUUUUACAAAGUUUUAAAUAUAAAAUCUUAUAAUUUAUUAAAUGAGUGAAAAGACAUUAAAUGAAUCUAAAAUACAAAACACA